Messenger RNA from Corylus avellana, 1712 nucleotides. RefSeq names its product endoglucanase 1. Gene Ontology annotation, molecular function: hydrolase activity, hydrolyzing O-glycosyl compounds. Gene Ontology annotation, biological process: carbohydrate metabolic process. The record is from RefSeq and is a predicted model, not a curated record. Lineage: Eukaryota; Viridiplantae; Streptophyta; Magnoliopsida; Fagales; Betulaceae.
CCCUCUGGUGCUUUCUUUAUUAAACAACCAGAAUUUGAAGCUUUAAGAUGAUAAGUACUACAACAUCUUCAAUGAAGAUGAAAAUUCUGUGUUUAACACUUUGUUCCCUUUUCUUGUUUUGCUCUGCUUUCACUUCUGAUGAUUACGCUGACGCUCUUGAGAAAUCUAUUCUCUUCUUUGAGGGGCAGAGGUCAGGAAAAUUGCCAUCAAACCAGAGGGCCUCGUGGAGGGGAGAUUCUGCGCUGUCAGAUGGCUCUUCUGUUAAUGUGGACCUUGUGGGAGGUUAUUAUGAUGCUGGAGAUAACGUCAAGUUUGGCCUGCCAAUGGCCUUCACCACUACAAUAUUAGCAUGGAGUGUCAUCGAGUUUGGUAGCUCAAUGCACAGCCAGCUUGAGCAUGCCAAAUCUGCCAUCAAAUGGAGCACUGAUUAUCUUUUGAAAGCAGCCACUGCAACCCCUGACGCUUUAUACGUACAAGUGGCAGAUCCAAACCAGGAUCAUCAAUGCUGGGAGAGGCCUGAAGGAAUGGACACGCCACGCAAUGUAUACAAGGUAUCUGCUCAGAACCCAGGAUCUGAAGUUGCAGCAGAGACAGCUGCUGCACUGGCGGCGGCUUCAAUAGUAUUCAAAAACUCCGACCCCUCUUAUUCCUCCAAAUUGCUUCAUACAGCCAUAAAAGUGUUUGAAUUCGCAGACAAGCAUAGAGGUGCUUACAGUGACACUCUCAAUUCGGUUGUCUGCCCAUUUUACUGCUCCUACUCAGGCUACAAUGAUGAACUUCUCUGGGGUGCUUCAUGGAUUCAUACAGCCUCAGGGGACAGUUCAUACUUGGACUACAUCCAGUCUAAUGGCCACACAUUGGGAGCUGAUGAAGAUGACUACUCCUUCAGUUGGGAUGACAAGCGGGCUGGGACCAAAGUUCUACUUUCCAAGAGUUUUCUAGAGAAAAAAUCUGAAGGAUUUCAGAUAUACAAAGAACACUCGGACAACUACAUAUGUUCUCUAAUUCCAGGAACACCUAGUUUCCAGGCUCAGUAUACCCCUGGGGGGCUUCUUUACAAAGGAAGUUCAAGCAAUCUGCAGUAUGUUACUUCCUCAGCUUUCCUCCUCCUGACAUAUGCAAACUAUCUUUCCUCCAGUGGUGAAGCUGCCACAUGUGGUAGCUCAAAGGUGACAGUAGAAGAAAUCAUCAAACAGGCAAAGAAGCAAGUUGACUACAUUCUAGGAGAUAAUCCGGCAAAGAUGUCUUACAUGGUGGGCUUCGGGGACAAGUUUCCACAGCACAUCCACCACAGGGGCUCCUCUGUACCAUCCGUACAUGAACACCCUGAUCACAUUUCCUGCAACGAUGGGUUUCAGUACCUCAAAUCCGGUUCUCCCAAUCCAAAUGUCCAUGUAGGAGCUAUUGUUGGUGGCCCUGAUAGCGGAGACAGUUUCUCCGAUGAUCGGAAUAACUACCAGCAAUCUGAGCCGGCUACAUAUAUAAAUGCACCUUUUGUUGGUGCUCUUGCUUUCUUCUUACGCAAUCCCACCAUCCAGUAAUGACACUCUCAUUACCUAUGGCCUGAGGAUUAGUAUCAGAUAGAAUAUAUGAAAAAUAUUAUCUGUAACUUUCUUGUAUUAUUUUCUCUUUCUUGCUUCCGCUCACCAUUACCAUGUAAGUUUGAAACUUAGAUGGAGUGGAUUUGAAGAGAAAUAUGCUUCCAUCUAUCA